This is a messenger RNA of Cylindrotheca closterium, 1092 nucleotides long. NCBI's taxonomy places the organism in Eukaryota, Bacillariophyta, Bacillariophyceae, Bacillariales, Bacillariaceae. The record is from the annotation of a GenBank genome assembly.
AUGACUUCCUUCAAUCUUUCACAACCACAACCUCAACCAUUACCAACGAUUGUUGUACAACUGCGAGGAGAGCUCGGCAAUCAUAUGAGUGCCAUAGCUCAUGGCUAUGGUCUUCAAUUAUACGCUCUCGAACUCUUUGGAUUAGAAACCAAGCUCCUACUAAGACAUCAAGUAAUGUCGGACGGGAUUACAAGCAAUCCCAAAUGGAUACCUACUAGUCAGACACUCCAGCGCUGUUUCAGCUUUGACGACUGGGAUUUUUCUCAAGGCGGUCGUUGGGAAGAGUUCAACACAAGAAAAAUGCAACAAGAAAAUUGGUUGGAUUUUCUAGAGCUUAAGCUCAUGAGUUCUGUCAAUGGUAGACGAAUGAAGGGACUCGUCUUCAAUGAUAAUCAACCAGUAACGACAGAAGAUAUCCAUAAAGGCUUGGAAUCAUUCAUGGGUGCUCUAAGGAAACAAGACAAGAAGCCAACAAUUCCUUCCUUCGCCGAUAUCUCUUUGCCAUUUUUGUUCUCGGAAUCGAUUGACAACACUGUUCUGGUGGACCGAUACUGGAAAUACCUUCGAUCGUUCUUUACCCUAGACUUGUCGUCGUCGUCAUGCUGUGGAGACGAGGAACCCUAUCCGGAUGAAUCUGUCUUUCACUUUCGCAACUUUGCAACCGAAAUGCCCAACUACAAAGGAACUUUACAGGAGGCGACGCCAAACCAAACUGCCUUUGAGCUAUUUGGCCAUUUAGGAGCUGGUGAUAAAGUCGCGAUCACUAGUCGUUUCAAUAACGAACGGCUGCAGCUGUAUGUCAGCGCCAUGCGAGCACGAGAGAUCAAUGUGCGAGUUAUUGAAGGGCAGAGUGGAAUCCAAGAUUUUUGCUUCUUGACCAAAGCAAGAAAAGAAUUGGUUGGAAACUUUCAGUCCACAUUUGUAUUUUGGGCAGCCAUUUUGGGAAAUGCGCGAAAAGUCCUACUCUACACUGUGGACAACCCUUCCCUGAAGCAAAGAUUUGGGCAAACUAGAAGAGAUCGCUUUCAGUACCAAUGGAAUUCUGACUCCCUCCGAUAUCGUGUCAUUCUACAGCUCAUUGAAUACGAAUGA